Messenger RNA from Eublepharis macularius, 4573 nucleotides. It is a transcript of the gene GFOD2, whose product is annotated as glucose-fructose oxidoreductase domain containing 2. Lineage: Eukaryota; Metazoa; Chordata; Lepidosauria; Squamata; Eublepharidae. Gene Ontology annotation, biological process: extracellular matrix organization. The record is from RefSeq and is a predicted model, not a curated record. Gene Ontology annotation, cellular component: extracellular matrix. The coding region runs from base 177 to 1334 and encodes 385 amino acids. The transcript has 3 exons. Gene Ontology annotation, molecular function: nucleotide binding.
GGGAGACGGUACUAAGGCCAGUUUGAGAGGCGAUGGAGCGCGCGCGCGUGCGCGCGCGAGGACGAGAGGAGAGGCGCUGCGGCCCUCAGGAGCUGUGGAUGAAACAGAAUGCUGACCAGUUUGGCCUUCGUGCCUGAGGAUUGUGCUGAGGAAUCAAAUUGUGAAAAUCAUACACAAUGAAAAUGCUUCCCGGCGUGGGGGUUUUUGGGACUGGGAGCACCGCUCGGGUGCUCGUACCUCUGUUGCGAGCAGAAGGCUUCUCCAUCGAGGCCCUCUGGGGGAAGACUGAAGAGGAAGCCAAGCAAUUGGCUGAGGAAAUGAACAUUUCCUUCUACACCAGCCGGACAGAUGAUGUCUUGCUUCAUCAAGAUGUGGAUCUGGUUUGCAUCAACAUCCCCCCACCAUUAACACGACAAAUUGCUGUGAAAGCUCUAGGUAUUGGGAAGAACGUCAUCUGUGAGAAAGCUGCUACCUCAGUGGAUACCUUCAGGAUGGUGACAGCUGCCAGAUACUACCCCAAACUCAUGAGCAUUGUAGGCAAUGUCCUGCGUUUCCUGCCGGCUUUUGUCAAAAUGAAGCAGUUGAUAGAAGAGCACUAUGUGGGCGACGUUCUGAUCUGUGACGUUCGAGUGUAUUGGGGCAGCCUUCUCAGCCACAAGUACAAUUGGAUCUGUGAUGAGCUGAUGGGCGGGGGCGGCCUGCACACGAUGGGGACGUACAUCAUAGACCUCCUCACUCAUCUGACAAGCCGAAAGGCAGAGAAAGUCCAUGGCUUGCUGAAAACUUUCGUGAAGCAGAACUCUGCCAUAAACGGGAUACGCCACGUCACCAGUGAUGACUUCUGCUUUUUCCAGGUGCUGAUGACGGGAGGUGUCUGCAGUACGGUGACCCUCAACUUCAACAUGCCUGGGUCGUUCGUCCAUGAGGUCAUGAUCGUGGGGUCUGCGGGGCGCCUCAUAGCCCGUGGGACAGAUCUGUACGGCCAAAAGAACACGGAUCUCCAGGAGGAACUCCUGCUUGUAGACUCUCUGGAUGUCAAUGCAGGGCUUUCAGAAAAAGGCUUCAAAGACAUACCCGUGCUGUACCUUAAAGGAAUGGAAUACCUGGUGCAAGCGCUGCGUCAGUCGUUCCAAGACCAGGAAGACCAGCGGACCUGGGAUCCCAAGCCAGUUGCCAUGGCAGCUUCUUUUGAAGAUGGCCUCUACAUGCAGAGCGUUGUAGAUGCUAUUAAAAAAUCCAGCAGGUCUGGGGAGUGGGAAUCUGUGGAAAUCAUGACUGAAGAGCCAGAUGCCAAUCAAAAUCUCUGUGAGGCACUUCAGAGAAAUAACCUAUAAUGGAAAAGUUCCUGGAGAUCAGAACAGUUGGUGGAAACGGGCAGAAAAUGUCAAAGAUGGAAAUGUUUUGGGGGACUGGGGGGAGUUACUCUUGUGGGUAAAAAAAAAAACUUCUAAGGAAAUAUUUUUGUUUUUAAACUCGUUCAGAGUUUUAAAUAUUGCAGGUUUGUGUGCGUUUGUUUUUGUUUUAAUGCUAAACUUUCUGAGUUGUAUUGUUAGGAAAACUUGAAUUGUCCUUUGCACUCAGCAGUAGCUAAAACGGAAGUGUGGGGUUUUGCCAUUGGGGCAUGUUUAUGUCCCUUCUACACACAGCUUUGGCAUUCUUACCAGUUUAACAUGAUAGCACUUAACACUAGAGAAGGCUGUUUUUAAUAGGAAUACAAGUUAAUCUCCUAGGAUUGUUCUUGAGAGGGAAAAAAAACACCUCACACAAGGGAUGCGAUGGAGUGAGUCUUUAAACUUGGUCAGCAGUGAGGACCGAUUGCAGUCUCUGGCAUCCAGUUUGAAUGUUUUGAAUUUACACGGGGAGAAUGAGAGUGCUCUUUGACACGAGCCACUCGCUCCCUGUUGCUAGAAGAACUCAAGUAUUGUGUUCAGCUGCAGUUUGCACAUGCCAGCACUGCUCUCCCACAUCAGGUUAUUUGAGGCUUGAAGACCUCUUGCACUUCUUUUCCCACAUCCUCUUCUGCCCUGUUAAGUGCCGCCGAGCAAACUCCAUCCAUGAUCUUGCUCCGGUGAAGCUUCCUUUGCAGCACAGAAGCCAAGCCCAUGGCCAGUUUUGCUAGUCUUGGCUUGUGCAAUGUUCUAUCUGGAUAUAUACUGAGGCAGGCUUUGAUCUGUCAGAGGGAUAUGAAGUUGGAUAGAAAUGGAACAUCCAGUCUCUUAAUUCAGCCACUGGCUGGUAAGAAGGAUAGAUUAGCUUGGAGGCAUUAAGGCCAGAAGUGGUUUUGGGUAGGCGAGUGGAUUUAAUCAAACACUGGACCAUGUUCCUCAUCCCUUUCCCGUCUGAUGCGCAUCCUGUGGGAAUCCUGGUGCUGGUUGCCGAGCAAACCUUAGUGCGCAUCUACCAGAUCUCUGAGCUGCUAUUCUUCACCAGGCUGAACCUGAGAAGUGAUAGCUAACUUUUUAUAAAAUAUAUUGUUUACUUGAAUGGUUUUUUUAUUGUUUCCUACUAGAUUUUAAUCCUGUACCUUAAUAUAAAGCAUUAACAAGCAACCUUAAUGUGUUUUGCAAGUGGCCACGUUAUUUUGGAGUGUGUGUGUGUGGGAAUUUAAAAGCACAUAAAAUCAGGAACUAUUUCAGCUGUUCGUUCAGCUUCCCAGAGAAAAAACCCUGCUGUUCCCCUCACCUCACCUAUUCUGGUCUUUUAAAGUUAUUUUUAACCACAACAGCUGUAUCCUUAAUUCUAGUUGCAGAUGUUUGUUUUCUGCCACUGGGCUAACAAAUUUCAGGCCUUACCCGCUUUUGCAUUUUGAGGGUUGGGGGGGGGGGAUCCAAAUUCAGUACUAAAGGAACCUUGACACAAUGUGCAGUUCUGUGGAAUUUCAGAAUGCUUUGAUAAACAGUAUGAUGACAAAGAGGCCGUAAAUUGAAAACUUUAUGAUGGGUGAUUAAAAACCUUAGUUAGGGAGGACCUGUAAGGCCUCCGUUCUUUAACUUUGGAAGGUCCUGCUUUAAAGCUUUCUUUGAUUUCUAACAUGACACAUCCCUGACCUGGAUAGUCCAGAUUAACCCGAUCUCAUCAGAUCUCGGAAACUAAGCGGGGUCAGCCUUGGUUAGUAAUUGGAAGGUCCUCCAACGAAGACCAGGGUUGCAGAGACAGGCAGUGGCAAACCACCUCUGUUAGUCUCUUGCCAUGGAAACCCCAUCAGGGGGUCACCAUAAGUCAGCUGUGACUUGAUGGCUGUCUCCACCAACAUGACACUAUCUUGUCAGCUUUCAAAAUGUUCUUACAUGUAGGCUAAUAAUAUGUUCUUAAAAUAAGCUAAGAUUCUCAGCUAAGUUCUCCUUCAAAUUCUUAGUACUUGCUUUUAUACAAGUGCAUGAAAUAAACACAGUCCUGGAUGGUGACUUUGGUCUUUCUCAAAAGGGCUAAUUUACUAGUCACCUUUAUUAAUGAGCUAAAUUAUUUCUCUGUUGUUCAGCAUUAAUGAUUGAGCAUUGCAAUCUUGUUUUUACUGGAAAAUCAGUUAACAACUGAGUUUUUCCCUCACCUUGAUAAUACAAAAAUUCAGACUCUUGCGGUAGCUAUUUUUCUCCCACCCUCUUUAAAGCUCACCAAAGAAAUGGGAAAAUUAAGGACUGCCAAGGAAUGAAGUUAUAUUCCAUUGUUCUUUUGGGGGCAAAGAGAAGAAUGCUUGCCCUCUGUUGCAUGCGUCCCUUCUAUUUUACAAGCUGCUUUUGUUGUUGCGGUUGAAGGAGAUGUAAAAUAUUUGGAGGAUGUUUCCUCUGCUCUGUCCAGCAAGGUUUAGCAAAAAAAGGAAGAAAACAUUCCUCACUUGCAUUCUUCUCUGCCUUGCUAGUAAUACAGGUAGAGAUCACAUUGUUACUAGAUUUGAGGUGUCUUGUAAAGGGAAGGAGUGGGGAGUCUUUUUAUCAUGCAGAAAAAUCUUCUUGUCUCAAGAGCUUCAUUUCAGUCCUAUGUUAAACUGAUUCAGACUCUGGCAGAGCCCCUUCCCCAUUGAUAGCCUAUUCAAUAACUCUUUAAAAGAGUGAUCUCGUUCCUCCUAGACUCUUGGGGAGAACACGCUGGAGUGAGAUGGACUAUAUUCGUGUCUCUGAGAACUUUUUAGCAGUUCUAAAGAUUGUGCCUGAUCUGGGCUACUUAGCCAGCAUCUCCAAUUUCCCUUAUAUUAUGAUCCGGCGACAGGACAAAUGUACAAAAGCUUUAUACCGGAAUGCAAUGAACCAUGUUUGAGGAAUACACUCGGAUGGGACAAAAGGAACAUCUAGCAAAAUGGUGAUCUCCAGGGACCCUUUUUAAAGGCUUAAGGGCCUGCCAGCCUUUUGGCCUUCUGCUUGCCUCUUCUGAAAACAGCUCCACAUCCCACUAGACAGUGCUACUUGUGCUGUGGUGACAGCGGCGGGACAAGGUGAGCUGCACAAACACUGAGCAUCUUGUCAAUGUCAACCUGGGUAGACUUGUCCACCUCAGCCUUGGCUGCAGUUCCCAGACUGGCACUUCUUGGAUUUCUCGGGUCUUCUGCAACUAAAACAGAGAAUAAAAAGCUUGUUAUGAA